Closterium sp. Yama58-4 is the source of this 3132-nucleotide messenger RNA. Lineage: Eukaryota; Viridiplantae; Streptophyta; Zygnematophyceae; Desmidiales; Closteriaceae. The record is from the annotation of a GenBank genome assembly.
AUGCACAAACGGGACCUUGUUGCUGGUCUUCCCAGGGUGCUCCCUCCCCUUCCCGACUCGCCUGCUCCUCCCUGUAUUCCCUGUGUCGAGGGACGGCAGCGCGCCGCUCCUCACUCCUCCUCCUUUCCCCCGACGACUGCUCCCUUGCAGACGCUCCACAUGGACGUGUGGGGCCCAGCCCGCGUCCGUGGUCAGGGUCAGGAGAGGUACUUUCUGAUUGUUGUUGACGACUUCUCACGCUACACCACGGUCUUCCCCUUGCGCGCCAAGGGUGACGUCCCUGAUGUCUUGAUCCCUUGGAUCCGCAGAUCUCGUCUCCAGCUCAGUGAGCGUUUCCACUCCGACUUCCCUGUCCUGCGUCUGCACUCUGACAGAGGUGGGGAGUUUUCCUCUGGCCUAUUGGAGGCCUUCUGUCAGCAGGAGGGCAUUGAGCAGUCGUACACGCUUCCGGCCUCUCCACAGCAGAAUGGGGUUGCUGAGCGCCGCAUUGGUCUGGUCAUGGAGGUCGCUCGUACCUCCUUGAGCCAUGCGGCUGCCCCCCAUUUUCUGUGGCCGUUUGCAGUUCGAUACGCUGCACAUCAGCUCAACCUCUGGCCCCGUGUCUCCUUGCCCGAGACUUCUCCGACACUGCGUUGGACGGGAGAGGCUGGCGAUGCGUCGCGUUUUCGGGUCUGGGGAUCCCGAGCUUUUGUUCGCGACACGUCCGCGGACAAGCUCUCCCGUCGCGCUGUCCCCUGCGUCUUCCUUGGCUUUGUCCCGGACGCCCCUGGCUGGCAGUUCUACCACCCCACCUCGCGUCGUGUCCUGGCCUCUCAGGACGUCACUUUUGACGAGUCCGUCCCCUACUACCGCCUCUUCCCCUACCGCACUGCCCCGCUCCCCCCCCCGCCUCUCUUCCUCGCUCCAGGUGCUGAGGUACCAGACCCCCUCCCCCCUCAGGGUGCCGCUCCCUCAGGUGUGUCCCAGGUAGACCCGGGUGAGCCUGUCGAGGUAGCUGUUGACUCUCGUCCUGCGUCUGGGGGUGCUGAGCCUGGGGGUGCUGCGUCUGGGGGUGCUGAGUCUGGGGGUGCUGAGUCUGGGGGUGCUGAGCCUGGGAGUGCUGAGUCUGGGGGUGCGGAGCCUGGGGGUGCUGAGCCAGGAGGUGCGGAGCCUGGAGGUGCGGAGCCUGGAGGUGCUGAGCCUGGGGGUGCUGAGUCUGGGGGUGCGGAGUCUGGGGGUGCUGAGCCUGCGCGUGCUACACCUGGAGGAGCCCUCUCCUCCCAGCAGCUGCAGGAGAGGUACCUCGAGUACUGCCGCCUCCGGAGAGGUGCUGCUGGAGCUCGUCCCGGUACUUCCCCUCCUACCCAGGAGCUCCCCCCCAUUCAGCAGAUCCGCGAGUGGUACACACGCCGCUGCAGUCUUCGGAGUGGUGCUCCUGGUGCUGCGGACCCUGGGGGUGGCGCUGCUGCUGGUGCUGAGGACCCGGACGUUGGAGCUGCUGCUGGUGCUGCGGACCCGCCUGGUGGAGCUGCUGCUGGUGCUGAGGACUCGGACGUUGGAGCUGCUGCUGGAGCUGAGGACCCGGGCGGUGGCGCUGCUGCUGGUGCUGAGGACCCGGACGGUGGAGCUGCUGCUGGUGCUGAGGACUCGGACGGUGGAGCUGCUGCUGGAGCUGAGGACCCGAGCGGUGGCGCUACUGCUGCUGCUGAGGACCCGGGCGUUGGAGCUACUACUGGUGCUGAGGACCCGGCCGGUGGAGCUGCUGCUGGUGCUGUGGACCCGGACGCUGGAGCUCCUACUGGUACUGAGGACCCGGCCGCUGGAGUCUCCUCUGCUUCUGGAGACGCUGCGCGGCCGCGACCGUACUUCGUAUCGCUCCUUCAGCAGGUUCUUGGGCAGGCUCCUCCUCCUUGUCCUCCUCCCUCCGUAGAGUGUCCCCCGCCUGUCCAGCCGCAGUCACAGUUACCGCCUACCUCGCCUCUCCCUGCUCCCUCUCCUUACACUGGUCCCACAGGAGGUCUUACAGAGCGUCGUGAGCCUGAGUCUCGUCCUGCGUCGCCUCGUGUCCCUCUACCGUCUCCUCCUGCGUCCUCUUUGCCUGACGUUCCGGACCCUGAGUCUGACCGGUAUCGUGCUGAGCACCCUACUGUCACGCGUCUCCUUGCUACUGUUGUCACUGACCCUACCUUUGAGACCUCGGCUGCGUCUGCUCUGGUCGCUGAGUUGGUUGACUUUGCUGCUGCCUGUCGUCUAGACUACGCUGCUAGCCUUGUUGCUGAGUCUGUCUGUCCUCAGUCCGUCGGGGUUGCCCCUGAGGGAGACCCGGAUGCACCAGACAUCCCGACCCCGCGCACUUACGCUGAGGCGAUGGCGGGUCCCUACUCCUCUCAGUGGCAGACAGCCAUGGACGCCGAGAUGGCUUCCUGGAAGUCCACACGCACCUACGUCGACGAGGUUCCCCCUCCUGGGGCGAACAUCGUCAGUGGCAUGUGGAUUUUCAGGGUGAAGCGGCCGCCGGGUUCUCCUCCUGUCUUCAAGGCGCGUUACGUGGCUCGAGGCUUCAGCCAGCGAGAGGGAGUUGACUUCUUCCAGACCUUCUCCCCCACCCCGAAGAUGACCACUCUUCGGGUGCUGCUGCACAUAGCCGCUCACCGCGACUACGAGCUUCACUCACUUGACUUCAGCACUGCUUUCUUGCAGGGCAGCCUGCACGAGGAGAUCUGGCUGCGCCGCCCACCUGGCUUCACUGGGUCGUUUCCUCCUGGUACCCAGUGGAGGCUUCAGCGGCCGGUCUACGGUCUCCGCCAGGCUCCGCGUGAGUGGCACGACACACUGAGGACUACAAUUGCGGCUCUUGGGUUCGCGCCUUCUACAGCUGACCCGUCACUGUUCCUGCGCACCGACACUCGGCCGCCGUUCUACAUCCUCGUGUACGUCGACGACUUGGUCUUUGCCACUGCUGACACUGCAGGACUCGCCUACGUGAAGUCGGAGCUGCAGAGGAGACACACGUGCACAGACCUGGGUGAGCUGACAAGCUAUCUUGGCUUGCGGAUCACCCGGGACAGAGCACGGCGCACCAUCACCGUGACUCAGUCACACAUGGUGCAGCAGGUUCUCCAGCGCUUCCGCUUCACGUACUCCUCGCCUUAG